UACAAAAAAUUAAAAAAAAGAAGAUGGGAAUUCUGUUUUUCUUUUAUUCACUUGUCUGUUUUUUGUUGGUAAUUAGUGAAAGCUUUUCUUCUUCCUCUGUGAUGAUGCAUCAUGUUUGCUCUCCCACUGAAGCUUUUGCUUUGCUUCACUUCAAACAAUCUUUUCAAAUCUCUAACCAACCUAGCUGUUGGGUUGAGAUUAAUCUGCCAGAUAUGACCUUUGUUGAUAUCCCAAAAACAAAGUCUUGGAAUGAGAGUAGGGAUUGCUGCAGUUGGGACGGGGUAACUUGUGACAUGUUAACCGGUCAUGUUAUCGGAUUGGACCUUAGUUGCAGUCUGCUUAAUGGAACUAUUCAUCCCAAUAGCAGCCUCUUCCAACUCCAUCAUCUCCAGACACUAAACCUUGCUCGCAAUGACUUCUAUUCUUCUUCAAUCCCACAUAACAUUGGCCGAUUGACGAAUUUGAGGCAUCUCAACCUUUCUCAAUCUUUCUUUGUAGGGGAAAUUCCAACAGAAAUAUCAUACCUUUCCAAUUUGGUUUCACUUGAACUUAAUUGUUAUGAAUGUGAACUUGAUGAGAGAACAUUUGAAACAAUUCUUCAAAACUUCACAAAUCUGGAGGUAGUUUCUCUCUGUGGUGUCAACAUCUCAUCUUCAAUACCUGUGAAUAUUUCUUCUUUCUCCUUAAGGUACGUGGAUCUUAGACAUACUAAUCUGCGAGGUUUUAUCACAGAGAGCUUUUUCCUUCUGCCAGGAUUGGAAAGGCUCUAUUUGAGUGACAAUGAUCUUCUCAAAGGAGUUUUACCAAAGAUCCACCCGAGCAACACUCUGUUGGAGCUGGAUAUUUCAUUCACAGGAAUCUCCGGUGAGCUGCCUGAUUCAAUUGGCACCUUGAGUUCCUUGAAUAUCUUGAAUUUUCUUAAUAAUCAUUUCACCGGCUAUAUUCCUUCCACAAUCUCUAAAUUGAAGCACCUCACAUCCCUAGAUCUCUCGUCCAACUCCUUUUCAGGUGAAAUUCCCGAUAUUUUUUCUAACCUCCAAGAGCUACGUUUUUUAUAUCUUCAUAACAACAGCUUCAUCGGUUCGUUUCCUUCUACAAUUGUAAGCUUGACACAUCUUCAAGACUUAGACUUGUCGAGUAAUUCCCUAUCUGGCCCACUGCCUAAUAAUGUGAGCAUGCCUCAAGAGCUAACCAAACUGGAUCUGUCGUACAACUCACUGAAUGGUACCAUACCAUCUUCGGUGUUUAGCCUCCCUUUGCUAUCUUCAUUGUCUCUCCAACAUAAUCAAUUUAGUGGACUAGCCGAUGAGUUCAAAACAAACUCAACAUUAGAUUACCUAGAUUUAAGCCAUAAUCAACUCAGUGGUUCAUUUCCUCAAUCACUUGCGAGUCUCACAAACCUUUCUACCCUCACCCUUUCAUCAAAUAACAUCACCUUCGAUGAGGGAAUACACAUCACUUUUCCUAGCCUACAAGAUUUGCAUUUAUCGUCUUGUGAACUGAAGGAUUUUCCACACUUCUUGAGAAAUGUAAAGACACUUACGGUCUUGGAUAUUUCUAACAAUAAGAUUCGUGGCCAAAUCCCAAACUGGUUUAGUAGCAUAAGGUGGGACUACUUGUACUACCUAAAUCUUUCGCAUAAUUCUUUAACAGGCCACCUACAACAAUUUCAUUUCCAUAAUCUAAGGUAUCUUGAUCUUAAAUUUAACUCCCUUCAGGGUCCACUCUCUUCAUCCAUUUGUAACAUGAGCGAUCUUAAAUUUCUAGAUUUAUCACUCAACAACUUCAGUAACUUGAUUCCAAGUUGCUUGGGAAAUCUUCAAUUUCUAGAUUUAUCACGCAACGACUUCAGUAACUCGAUUCCAAGUUGCUUGGGAAGCAUGUCUAGUCUAACAGUGUUGGACUUAAGAAGGAACAAUUUCACAGGGAGUCUUCCCCCAUUAUGUGCAUAG
Molecule: messenger RNA, 1952 nt
Organism: Solanum tuberosum (potato)
Lineage: Eukaryota; Viridiplantae; Streptophyta; Magnoliopsida; Solanales; Solanaceae
Product: probable leucine-rich repeat receptor-like protein kinase At1g35710
Exons: 1
Coding region: 24-1952 (642 amino acids)
Molecular function (GO): protein binding
Source: RefSeq, a predicted model, not a curated record